CACUCAUAGCCCACGUUCCCACUCUCAAAUCCCAAUCCUAAAGAUUUGUACUCCUAUUAUAUAUAUAAAAAACAAAACUAACACUCAAACACACACAACACAAACACAAAGACGUGCUCACAAUACACCACACACUUCACUCUUCUUUCUUCUUAAAUACCUCCAAAAAUUAAAAGCCACAUAUGGCUCUCGAGACUCUCAAUUCUCCUACAGCCACCACCACCACCACCGCUCGGCCUUUUAUCCGGUAUCGCGAAGAAAUGGAGCCGGAGAAUCUCGAGCAAUGGGCCAAAAGAAAACGCACAAAACGCCAACGUUUUGAUCACCAUCAGAAUCAAGAAACGGAUACAAAACUUGCUUCGGAAGAAGAGUAUCUCGCUCUUUGUCUCCUCAUGCUCGCUCGUGGCUCCGCCGUACAAUCUCUUCCUCAGUCGUCACGUCCUUCACCGUCCGAUCACCGAGAUUACAAGUGUAGUGUUUGUGGGAAGUCGUUUUCGUCUUAUCAAGCCUUAGGAGGACACAAGACGAGUCACCGGAAACCCACGAAUAACAACACUACAAUCACUUCCGGUAAGCAAGAACUGUCUCAUAACGGUCACAGUAACAGUAACGCCGGUUCCGUCGUUAUCAACGUUACCGUUAAUACUAGUAACGUGGGUGUUGGUCAAAUAAGUGGAAAGAUACAUACUUGUUCAAUCUGUUUCAAGUCGUUCUCAUCUGGUCAAGCCUUAGGUGGACACAAACGGUGUCACUACGACGGUGGCAAUAACGGUAACGGCAGUAGCAGCGACAGUGUAGAAGUCGUCGCUACUGGUAGUGACAUCAGCGAUGUGGAUAACGAGAGAUCAUCGGAAGAAAUCGCGAUCGGUGGCCACCGUGGGUUUGACCUAAAUUUACCGGCUGAUCAAGUCUCAGUGACGAUAUCUUAACGUUGACUCGGUCUGGGAGUAAAAAGUCAACUGUGUACUCAAGCAAGGAAGGGGGGUUAGUGGACGGUGAAGAUUUAUUAACGGUCGUUUCUUUCCGGUUGCUUCGGCUGCUUGACUGAGUCUGUAUCGAAAAUGAUUGGAGUGGACUUGCAUUAUUAUUACAGUAUUUUUUAUUUUUAUGAAAGAAGAAAUGUUUAUUUGUU
Messenger RNA from Capsella rubella, 1132 nucleotides. RefSeq names its product zinc finger protein AZF1. The record is from RefSeq and is a predicted model, not a curated record. Bases 183 to 929 code for a protein of 248 amino acids. NCBI's taxonomy places the organism in Eukaryota, Viridiplantae, Streptophyta, Magnoliopsida, Brassicales, Brassicaceae. Gene Ontology annotation, molecular function: DNA-binding transcription factor activity. The transcript has a single exon.